CUGCCUGCGUUCUCCAUGGACGGAGACUUUGUGAUUGGAGGCGCUUUUGUGAUUCACUACCAAGUGAGCGCGGUGGUUAACAACUACACCACCAAGCCUGGGGUGGCAGCAUGCACAGGGAGCUUUAGUGCCCGGGAUCUCCGCUUUGCACGCACAAUGAUCUUUGCAAUCGAGGAGAUAAACAACAGCACAGAGCUGCUGCCGGGUGUCAGACUGGGUUAUCAGAUCUAUGAUACAUGCUCCUCUGUGCCUGUUGCCACGCAUGUGGCAUUUCAACUAUCAAACGGUCAGGACCCCGUGUUCUAUGAAGACAGUGACUGCUCACAGUCUGGAGUGGUGGUGGCUGCUGUCGGAGACUCUGGAUCCACCCCGUCCAUCAGCAUCUCACGCAUCGUAGGGCCCUUCAACAUCCCUCUGGUGAGCCACUUUGCCACCUGUGCCUGCCUGUCAGAUAAAAAGCAGUUCCCGACUUUUUUCAGAACGAUUCCCAGUGACCAUUACCAAGCUGAUGCACUGGCCAAGCUGGUGAAACACUUUGGUUGGACGUGGAUAGGAGCCGUCCACUCGAACUCAGAAUAUGGUAACAAUGGCAUGGCCUCUUUUCUUGGGACGGCACUCAGAGAGGGGAUCUGUGUGGAGUACAUCGAAUCCUUCUACCGGACCGAUCCGAGGAACAAAAUCCGGACAGUAGCUGAUGCUAUUCGCAGGUCAACAGCUACAGUUGUUGUUGCGUUUGUAGCUGCUGGUGACAUAAAGUUUCUGCUGGAGGAGCUGGCUCUGGACCCUCCUCCACCUCGGCAGUGGAUCGGAAGUGAAGGAUGGACAACUGACCCAAACUUGAUGAGCUUCAGUUUCUGUGCGGGAGCCAUAGGAGUUGCUAUUCAGAAAUCUGUCAUCCCAGGUCUGAGAGAUUUCCUCCUGGAUCUCUCUCCCUCUGAAGUGGCUGCCUCUCCGCUGCUGGCUGAGUUCUGGGAGGAUUCGUUCAACUGCAGCCUGACAACAAGUGUCAAUAAGAAAAAAUGUGAUGGAACAGAAGAUAUUAAAUCCCUUAAAAGUCCGUACACUGAAACAUCUCAGCUAAGAAUUUCUAACAUGGUUUAUAAGGCCGCAUAUGCAGUAGCACAUGCUAUUCACAAUGCAGUGUGUCAGGAAACAAACGGAACCACUCAGUGUGACAAACAGAUGCGUUUGGAGCCCAAACGGGUUUUUACUGAACUAAAGAAAGUGAACUUUUCCCAGAAUGGAUAUCAUGUUUCAUUCGAUGCUAAUGGAGAUCCUGUGGCUUUUUAUGAGCUGGUGAACUGGCAGAAAAGUGAGAAAGGUGUUGUUGAGCUGGUAACGGUGGGGUAUUAUGAUGCAUCACUGCCUAUAGGACAGAAGUUUCGUAUUAACAGGAAUUUAAGCUGGAUGGAUGGCAAAAAACAAGUUCCAGGGUCAGUUUGCUCAGAGAGUUGUCCUCCAGGAACUCGUAAAGUGUUGCAGAAAGGAAAUCCAAUCUGCUGCUAUGACUGUAUACCAUGUCCUGAAGGAGAGAUCAGUAAUAUGACAGAUUCCCCUGAUUGCUUCCCAUGUCCCAGAGAGUUCUGGUCAAAUGCAAAGAGAGAUGCUUGUUUCCCGAAACCUGUGGAGUUUCUUUCCUUCGAUGAAGUCCUGUCAAUCAUCUUGGCUGUAGUUUCCAUCAGUGGAGCCUGUCUGGCCAUCAUUACAGCAGUGAUUUUCUUCCAUCACAGAACAACUCCAAUUGUCAGAGCCAACAACUCAGAGCUGAGCUUCCUGCUGCUCUUCUCUCUGACUCUGUGUUUCUUAUGUUCAUUAACUUUCAUUGGAGCCCCCUCUGAGUGGUCCUGCAUGCUGCGGCACACAGCGUUUGGCAUCACAUUUGUUCUCUGUAUCUCCUGUGUUCUUGGGAAAACUAUAGUGGUUUUAAUGGCCUUUAAAGCUACACUUCCUGGUAGUAAUGCAAUGAAAUGGUUUGGUCCAACACAGCAAAGAAUGACUGUAGUGUCGUUUACAUUUAUUCAGGUUAUAAUAUGUAUCAUUUGGUUGGUUGUGAGUCCUCCCUUCCCAGUGAAAAAUCUGACCACCUACAAGGAGAAGAUCAUCCUGGAAUGUGCGUUAGGCUCUGCUGUUGGUUUCUGGGCUGUGCUCGGCUACAUCGGCCUGCUGGCUGUGUUUUGCUUUGUGUUAGCUGUUCUAGCUCGGAAACUACCUGAUAAUUUUAACGAAGCCAAGAUGAUAACCUUCAGCAUGUUGAUAUUCUGUGCAGUCUGGAUCACCUUCAUCCCAGCUUAUGUCAGCUCUCCUGGAAAAUUGACUGUGGCUGUGGAGAUAUUUGCUAUUCUGGCCUCCAGUUUUGGACUCAUACUGUGUAUAUUUGCUCCAAAGUGUUUCAUCAUUUUGUUUCAACCUGAUAAGAACACCAAGAAACAUUUAAUGAACAAAAACUAAGUUAAACCUCCAAGACGACUGGAAUUAAUGUGACAAAAAUACAGGUAGUAUUAAUCCAGUUGUUGCAUAUCUUAAAUUAUUUACACCUAUUUGAAAAAGCUUUGCUGCCAUGCAUUAAGUAAACAGUUUGGAGCAGUAGUUUAUAUGCACACAUGUUCCAUUGUGGGAGUGUAAUGUAUGUCAGUCUGUUGUUUUCUUGUU
This is a messenger RNA of Xiphophorus couchianus (Monterrey platyfish), 2649 nucleotides long. RefSeq names its product extracellular calcium-sensing receptor-like. The record is from RefSeq and is a predicted model, not a curated record. Gene Ontology annotation, cellular component: plasma membrane. NCBI's taxonomy places the organism in Eukaryota, Metazoa, Chordata, Actinopteri, Cyprinodontiformes, Poeciliidae. The transcript has 8 exons. The coding region runs from base 16 to 2448 and encodes 810 amino acids. Gene Ontology annotation, biological process: G protein-coupled receptor signaling pathway. Gene Ontology annotation, molecular function: G protein-coupled receptor activity.